Molecule: messenger RNA, 435 nt
Organism: Magnolia sinica
Lineage: Eukaryota; Viridiplantae; Streptophyta; Magnoliopsida; Magnoliales; Magnoliaceae
Product: serine/arginine-rich splicing factor SC35-like
Exons: 1
Coding region: 1-435 (144 amino acids)
Molecular function (GO): RNA binding
Source: RefSeq, a predicted model, not a curated record
AUGAAGGAGCGAGGCAGGGAGAAGGUGCAAGGUAGGGAGACGGAGCGAGGCAAGGAAAAGGAGCGAGGCAGGGAGGAGUGUGCGCCAUCUCCUAGAGGUUCCAAACGGAGAAAGUACAGCAGAGGUAGGUCGCCUAAAUCCAUUGCAGAUCAACGCUUUAAUAGGAUCCGAGCUGAGGGCUUCAGCAUUUUCGUCAGAAAUCUCCCAUUUGACUGUAUGGUGGAGGAUCUACACAAAAUCUUCAGCCGCUAUGGUAAGGUAAUUGAUAUUUACAUCCCUUCCUUCCCUGGCACUAGGAAACCCAAGGGUUUCACAUUUGUGAGGUUCCACUAUGCGGAUGAUGGUAGAGCUGUGAUAGGAGUGCUGAAUGGAAGGAAAAUAGACGGCAGAGAGGUAACCGUCACGGAGACAAAGCCAAGAACCUGGGCCCCAUAG